This is a messenger RNA of Polypterus senegalus (gray bichir), 706 nucleotides long. Its product is annotated as vitelline membrane outer layer protein 1 homolog. NCBI's taxonomy places the organism in Eukaryota, Metazoa, Chordata, Cladistia, Polypteriformes, Polypteridae. The record is from RefSeq and is a predicted model, not a curated record. The coding region runs from base 43 to 681 and encodes 212 amino acids. The transcript has 3 exons.
CCUUACUGUGCGAGUUAUUGGCACUAUAGGGCAUUUGCAGUCAUGAUGAAGAUGAUAGCCACACAAAGUCCUGUGCUCCUUUUUACUUUCUUACUACUCUCUGUUGUGUCCUGUGAGUUAGAACUGACCAGCAAUGUGGUAAAAGCAGGUAGUAUGUUUACAAACAGGCAGUACUACAGCACAAUCAAUGUCACUAAUGGGGGAGAGUUUGGAAAAUGGACCUGGUCUGAAAUAUGCCCUGAAGAUUUCUACGCUAUUGGCUACAGCCUGAGGGUGGAAGCAUAUCAAGUAGGUGGAGAUGACACUGCUUUGAAUGGGAUACGCUUGUACUGCUCAAGACUCAAUGACAGAAGCAUCCUUUACACUGUGGAAUCACAUACUGGACUGUUUGGUGACUGGACUCAGACGCUUUGGUGCCCCAGUGGUGUUCUGAAGUCUUUCCAGCUAAGAGUCGAGCCUUACCAAGGCAUCCUUGAUGAUACUGCAGCCAACAACAUCAAGUUCCGCUGCAGCAGUUCUCCCGUCCUUGAGGGAUUUGGUCAAACAUUUGGUGAUUAUGGGAAAUGGAGUGACGAAUGCAAAGAAGGGGGUAUCUGUGGAAUCGAAACCAAACAGGAACCUUAUCAGGUUGGUUUGGAUGACACAGCCCUGAAUGAUGUACGCUUCUUUUGUUGCAAAUAAAGAAAUAUGGCUGAUUUACCUUUGA